Salvelinus sp. IW2-2015 is the source of this 9579-nucleotide messenger RNA. Its product is annotated as cGMP-inhibited 3',5'-cyclic phosphodiesterase 3A-like. The record is from RefSeq and is a predicted model, not a curated record. Gene Ontology annotation, molecular function: calmodulin-activated 3',5'-cyclic-GMP phosphodiesterase activity. Gene Ontology annotation, biological process: positive regulation of oocyte development; oocyte maturation. Gene Ontology annotation, cellular component: cytosol. Lineage: Eukaryota; Metazoa; Chordata; Actinopteri; Salmoniformes; Salmonidae.
UGAGAGGAGAUGCAGGCAGUGGCCUAGAUGUGCGAAUCGUCAAGAGUUGCUCUUUCUGGUUCACUGGAUGGAGGCUGCUCUCGCGCAGGGAGGACUAUAGAAAAUAUGGGGAUGUUUUAUGUGGUUUGUUGAAGGCUACACAGUGAAACGUUACUUUUUCCAGUACGAGUUUUCGUUCAUUCGUGUUCAGUAUUUUUGUGGCCUACUUUAUGUGUGUUUUGGGGAGAAAUGGGUCAAUAAUUUCGAAGCGCGCAAGCAGUAGCGCACAGUCCCACACACUGCCGCGCGUUAUGGCUCUCUCUGUCAAACAUGGUGUAUGAAAAUGCACUGAACCUUUCACAUUUACACACUGCGAAUAUAUAGUUCACGCCGCUUCCUUCGUCCCCCCCUGUGUGAUGACGAUGGAAGUGGAAGCUGACAGCGGCAGAGGUAUAUCAAGGAGGGCUCAUGAGAAAUGCCCGCGGGCGGUGGAGCGCAACGGCUAUGUGAAAACAUGUGUCACRCCUCUGUAUCAGGACGCGGGCUGCCAGUCGUGGCUGAGACUCYCAGAUAUAUGGAGUUCCCUAKGACUGUCGUCCGCGGUGUGUGUGGGCUCUGUCUCGGUUAUUCUUGCUUUGCUGGUCAGAUUGGUGGACUGGGACGUGGAGCAGCAGAGUUGCAGCAGUAACAGCAAGAAUAACGGCGAGUCUGGAUCUCUAGUUCAUUUCGUGGCGACCUGUGUGGUGGAACUGUUGUUGAACGUUUGGUACCUGGUGUCCCCCGUCUUCACUCUCGUAUGUGCCUUCUUUUGGGUUGGCUUGUACCUGAUCCGCUGCGGGGUGCUGAUCCGGACCGCCGUGUUUCUGUUGGCAGUGUGUCACUUCGGCGAAGCCGCGGCGCAGUCUCUCCUGCACGGUGCGGAGGACCAGUUGRUGUCGUUCACCGCCACGGUGGUGGUUCUGUCCUGUCUAGCCGUCGGGGCGCUGAUGGUGGUCAGACUCGGACAGGGGGUUUCCGUCAUCYUCUUCAUCAGUAUCAUCAGAACUGUGUCUCUCAUCUCCCUCAACAAGAUCCGGGCCAGCUGGAGACCCUACCUGGCGUACCUGGUAGGAGUGCUGGGAGUCCUGCUAGCGAGGUAUGCUGACCGGCUCCUGACGGGCUCAGUGCCACUCGGGGCGGGUUGUAGCUACGUGACAGCCGGGAAGGAAGAGAAUAUCAUUCCCGUGUUUAAAAGGCGACGGAUGUCCAGUUCAGUGGUCUCUUCAGACAUGGCGCACAGUCACAGCAACAGCAAGUCCCACCGAAGGACCUCGCUCCCAUGCAUUCCACGGGAACAGUCGUCGGGRACCAGUGUGGUGGUGGACAUAGCGGUGAUGGGGGAAGCCCAUGGAUUGAUCUCAGACCUGCUGGCGGACCCCUCUCUGCCCCCCAACACCUGCAGUACCCUGCGGGCUGUCAGUAACCUGCUCAGUACCCAGAUCAGUUUGCAGCCGCUGCACCGGCCUCGAAUCAACCCUCUGCAGUCACUCAGCGACWCACACACCUGCUCCGACUCCGAGGACUGGCCAGAGAGAGAGAAACUGGCUAUCCCAAAGCGUCUGCGACGGAGCCUGCCUCCAGGCCUGCUGAGAAGGAUCUCCUCUACAUGGACCACCACCACCUCAGCUACAGGUCUUCCCACCAUAGAGCCAGGACCUGUACGCAGAGACCGCUCUGCCAGCAUCAAACCCCUCCACGACAGUCCACCAUGCAGCACGGUGAACAGUGAGUCGUGGAACAGCUCUGUAAUGCUCACCAUCUCGAAGAGUCGCUCCAUGUCUGCCUCCUACUCUGCUUCAGCCACUUCCAACCACCUCUACAACAGACGAAUGACCAGACCAGGURACCCCCCCUCCAAUAUAUCACCUCUGGCCUCUCCCUGCCACUCCCCUCCGGUCCAGGGGACCCCUGUCUCCAGCCCCACCACCAAGUCCUGCUCUGUGGACCUACCGGACCCUGUGGACAGCCAGGGAGAGAGGCCUGUGGACCCCCAGGUCCCACACAGAGCCUUAACKCACAGCAUCAGUGCACCUAGCUCCACCACACCGCACUGGGGGCCACCAUCUCUCUGCAGCAGCUGUGGUAGACCGUACAGCAGGCUGAGCCAUGGGGAGGGAUCUAUGGACAAAGGGGACAGAAUACCCCACCCUGAUGACCCGGCAGUGGCGUCGUCAGACUGUGAGAGCACCUACGAGACCAACCACAGUGACAGCAGUGACUUUGCACAGAACGAGGAGGACGGGGAGGGGGCCAAGAAGCCCUCGGACACCCAGGACGGGUGCAGGUCGUACCAGCCUGAGGGCAUCGUCCUGCAACCCCUAAUGCCACCUCCAGAAGACACACAGUCUAUCCUGGCCCCAGAGCCUCUGGUGUUGUCAGAGCUGGAUCCUCUGAUGACUCAACUCAACAGCUGGAACUUCCCCAUCUUCAACCUGGUGGAGAAAACACACGGCCGCUCAGGAUGCAUCCUCAGCCAGGUUUCCUACCGCCUGUUUGAGGACACGGAACUGUUUGAGACGUUCAAGAUUCCUGUCAAGGAGUUCAUGAACUAUUUCCAUGCUCUGGAGAACGGAUACAGGGACAUCCCAUACCACAACAGGAUCCAUGCCACUGACGUGCUCCAUGCCGUGUGGUACCUCACCACCCAGGCCGUGCCAGGCCUGCCCAACCACCUCACAGACCACAGCUCAGAUUCUGACUCUGACAGUGGGCUCCUCACCCCAAGCCAUAUAGGCCAUACAGGGUUCCUGGUUUCUAAGAUGUCUGCGGUGAUGGAGGAGGGUUAUGGAUGUCUGUCUGGCCUCAUCCCGUCACUGGAGCUCAUGGCUCUGUAUGUGGCUGCAGCCAUGCACGACUACGACCACCCUGGACGGACCAACGCCUUCCUCGUGGCGACUAGCGCUCCUCAGGCCGUGCUAUAUAACGACCGCUCGGUGUUAGAGAACCACCACGCUGCGUCGGCCUGGAACCUGUUCAUGUCCCGGCCAGAGUACAACUUCCUGGGCAACCUGGAGCAUGUGGAGUUCAAACGCUUCCGCUUCCUGGUCAUCGAGGCCAUCCUCGCCACCGACCUCAAGAAACACUUUGACUUCCUGGCYGAGUUCAACGCCAAGGUGGGUGAUGAUGGCUGUUCGGGAAUUGACUGGUCCAAUGAGAARGACCGGUUGCUGGUGUGUCAGAUGUGCAUCAAACUGGCGGACAUCAACGGCCCACUGAAACACAAGGACUUGCAUCUACAGUGGACCGAGGGCAUCGUCAAUGAGUUCUAUGAACAGGGCGAUGAGGAGUCGAGUCUGGGCCUUCCCAUCAGCCCCUUCAUGGACCGCUCUGCGCCACAGCUCGCCAAGCUCCAGGAGUCCUUCAUCACYCACAURGUGGGGCCGCUCUGUUCCUCCUACGACUCCGCCGCCCUCAUGCCGGGGAACUGGGUCGACCCCGCCGACGCACGGAGGACGGAGGGAGAGGAGGUGGGGGAACGAGAGACAGAGGAGGAAGAGGAGGAUACAGCAGAGGAGGAUGCGUCGACUAGCUCUGAGAGUUCCCAGAAGCACGUGGUGAAGCUUAAGAAGAGCAGGAGGAGAGUGUUCUGUCCCAUCACUCAGCACCUUCUGGACAACCACYAAAUGUGGACAAGAGUCAUCGCCUCGGAAACCCGGGACACACCGGACAGAGAGGCGCCUAACUGCCUCAGCAACCCCGCCGAGCCAAUCACAGCCAUCCACGAGGAGGAGGAUGAGCCAGCCAGUAAGGAGGAGCCAAUAGAUGGCCAGGGAGAGGAGACAGAAGGGGAAGAGACGGGGCUUGCGGAGGAAGAGGAAGUGGUCGAGCAAUCAGAGACUGCAGAGAAAAGGGAGGAGGAGUUGGAGUGAGAGGAUUAUCUUUGACCCUUGAAGAUCAGGAAAUGGAACAUUUAUACAAACUCAUACCCUCUCCCAAAUAGACUUUCUGACUCUUGUCAGAAAAUAUACCCUAUUCCCCAUGUGGUGCACUAGCUGGCCAAAACUAGUCCACUAUACAGGGAURGGGGUGUUGUUUGAGACGCAGCCCCUGAUAUUUGGUUGCCAGGAAAUCACUUAGACACAACACUGUAGAAGUUUGGAGUAACAUGUGCCUAAAGAAAASAAGGUGGAGGGAGGGGAAGCUGAGGAUGAGUUGGGAUUUAUUGUUUUACAUACGUACUAUAUUGGAUCAGGUUUCCAUUUCAGAAUCCCUCUCCUUGACGAGGUGCCCACAACGCAAUACGGGCCCACAGAACACUGACCCCACUGCCAGCCUCAAGACACAGCCGGCCAUACUAGUGGUCCGCAUCCACCUGACCGCCCUCACAGAACCAAGGUGUACAAAGUGGACUGUACUGAAUAGACAGUACAAACACUAGCUCCUGAGGACAAUGAGAUGAAAGUGCGGGAAAAAGCUGUGUCCGCUCUGUGUUGGUUCUCAGGGAGCGAGGAGAGGACUGAGGACUGGGGAGAGGAGGGCCAGUGUUGAUACAGAGUGUGCUCACACACACGCAUGGAGGCAAACACACACUCACACACACACACAAACCCAUCAGAAGAUUUGCUAGCUACCCCAGGAAGAGGGAAUGGGAAGUCUAACAUAGAACCCUGUAGCUCUGAAAAAAGCUUUAUACUCAGUCAUGGGAAAAAUCCACAGCACAGUGUUUCAUCACAUUCUUCAUCUCUCUCCUCGUUCCCAAUUUUACCAUGUUUUUUUUUCUUUCUUUCUGUCUUUCUUUCUUUCACUCUCUUCACUUUUGUGUCAGUCAUUCAGGCUCUUUUUUUCUCCUCUCACUCCUARGCAGUUCCACAGGACUCAGGAACACUGACACGCCCCACUGGGCACAGACUGGUUGAAUCAAUGUUGUUUCCACGUCGUUUCAAUGAAAUUACGUUGAGCCACAGUGAAAUUGGCAUCGAAUUGACGUCUGCCCAAUGGGACCCAACGCAGAGCCCUCAUCACAGUGUCCUUGUACCCUUUGUCAUUGUUGCUUCAACCAACACAAGUGAUUGUUCUUUCAUUUGUUUUAUUGGUUUGUGGUUUUGCGUUCUUAUUUUUAUUAACAUUUGCCGUAAGAUAUUCACUCUCGGUGGCMUUUGUGUUUUUUUAAAUAUGGCGCGGGACUUUUAUUUUGUUGCCUUUCUUAUUUUACGUACCCUGUACUUUGAUUAUCUGCACACUACAAAGGGAAUCACUUUGAAUCUGAAUCACACGGUUUCUUAUAGAGUUCGAUCUUUCUAUUAUUCAGAAGCCUAGUUACGUAUUCCAAUGUAAGAUGUUUAAUAAGUGCAGAUUUUUUCUCUCUCUUCAUAGCCUUUUGACCCAGUAGAUGAGUACGUGUACCACCUCGCUGGAGAAGAAGCAUUCAUAUUUGGAUUCAUCUGUGGAAGUCAAUCUGACCAUGACACUGAAAAAGAGAUUCACCUUUUUGAAAGGUUCUCUACAGCCGUCUUCAUUGAUAAACUAUUUUGUAGAACUCUCUCGUAAAACUCUUUUGACAGGACACUGACCUCUAGCCUGUGUUUCUGUGCUCUCUCACAAUGGGAUCUACCACCCAAUACCCUGACAGGCAGUUCAGCCAAGAGAGGCAAUGUCGAAAGUACACAGAUUCUCUCAGUCUCUUCAGCGAGCAUAAUUCCCCAUCGAGUGAGCUGUCUCACUCAGUUCCUUCGGAGAACCAAGGUUACAGUCAUAACCCGGCAUUUUCUAUUGAACUCUGGGAUAUCAUCUUUUUCUCCAUCAGGCUGAAAUGAUAACAGGCCUUGGAAUAGCUUUCAGCUAGUCAAGUGAUCAAAGAAAGUUAAUUGCUGGGUGGCCCUUGGAAAGCCUUGAAGGAGAUGCGGAGGGGCCCUGAGGUUCAACCAAGAGAACACGGUUACAGAUAUACUCCACAUACCCACAGAGAGACUGUGCUGCUCUAUAGAACAUGGUGAAUCACGCAUGGGGCUGAAUGCAAAGCAAACAAAAGUGUGAAGAAAGAGAAUGCAGUAAAAAUAUCCAUACCAAGAAAGGCCGAUGUCUGCUUAGUGUGUGUUUGCUGACUCCCACAAAUAAGUGAUGUAUUUAUUAACUUUCUGAUAGUUUCAACAUUUCAACCAUAGGUCCAACUGGUUCAAGCACCUGUCGAAGAAGGCCAACAUGGUUGAACUGUAGCUACCCCAUUGUAGCUAUCAGAUGAUACAUCUACCUGCAGCUAUCCCAUCUCUCCCUAUCCAUCCAGCUCCUAGCCCAGGGCAGCUCCCAUGACAUGACCAGGCAGAUCAGGCCUAAGCAGGUGUGUGACCGGAAAGGCACCCUAUUCCCUAUAUAGUGCACUACUUUUCACCAUAGUCCUAUGGACCCUGGUCAAAGUAGUGCAGUAUAUAGGGAAAAGGGUGCUAUUUGGGACACAGCCCAGGUGGACUAGCCAGCCAGCCUGAGCCAGGCAGCAUGCUGCAGUCAGUGCUGGGCUCCCCGUGGCUGUCCAUUGCUCCAUAGCCCCGUUUGAUAUCCAGAGAGAGACAAAUUGGUGGUGACAGAAGGAUGAGAGGGAAAGGUAGAGGAAACAGGAGAGGAGAGAGGGAAGUGAAGAGGAUAUGAGAGAGAGAGAGAGAAGCGGAUAAGAGAGAAUGGUAUAGGAGAAGGAAGGGGAUGAGAGAGAAAGGGAGAUGAAGAGGGGCGGAAGAGAAGCGUUUGUGGGGUUUUCUGAGGUUGGUCAGAUGUCUCUUUUCUGUUCACUGAUGGUGUCUGUGAAAACGGCACUUUGAAUGAGGAGCCAAUUAAAAUGUAUGUCUGUCCCUUCGUCUUUCUGCCUGUCUGGUUCUCCUUGAAGAUUCUACCCUUAACAGAUUGUUGUAGCCGGUAAUAUUAUCAGGAAAAAUUAUUUGUGGGAUGACAAUGUUUAAAGCAAUACUGACACUUAAUCUGUAUCUGAAGCGUUUGAGUUGCACUUCGUGAUCUCUCUCUAUAUCUCUCUCUCUCAAACACCAACCUCUUUGUUGUGUGAUCUGUUAUGGGUCAUUAUUUAACAGUAGCAUUUAGUGUUGUAGCUGACAUAACAUCUUGUGAUGGGCUAGGGGCCAGGUGGUUGCGUGAAUCGUUAAAAUAGUUAUUGGCCCAUAUUAAACGAUACAGAGAAGAGGAAUCAGACAUUGCUAGUCAACCCCUGACCUAUACAUCUGCUGAGUCACUGCCUCAUCUGAAUAAGGCCUUUCACGAUUUCAGCGUGGCCUAGGGGGAACUGAACAGUAACAGACGCAAUGGAGUGAAUGCAAAAGCAAUAUUCACAGCCUAUGAUGACCUGUGUGCGUGCAUGUGUGGAUGCGUGCCUGUUCUGCGGGAGCAUUUGUUCAAGGGGUAUUGUGAAUGUGAUUUGGUGGCCAACAUUAAUAAGCUACUAUGGUAGGACAGCAAUAUAUUGCUCUUCCUAGUAUGUAUGACUAGUCCAUCUCUAAUUCCUCGAUGUGACCACACUUCCACUGUACCUAUUCAAGUCUGACAACACCUAACCAAUGAGUUCCGUCACCAACUGUGAUUUCAGAUAGCUUUUGGAGUGGUAUAUAUCUCAACAUGGAUUUCUAGAAACAUCCGUUUCCCCACUGCUUGGUUUCCAUGCAGACUAGAGGUGGAUGGGAGAUGGAGAGAGACGAGUCUGGAAUUUUACGCUGUUCCUUAAUUGAGCUGUGGAGAAAAGGAGUCCACAUGUUGGGAAAUAUGGUGAGGGCCUUUCAGAUGCUGGGUCUUGGAACAAUGAUUCAUCCUUUACACUUUGUCCUCUACCUCCCGCCUUCUCGUCUGUUGUUGCAUGCUAGCUUCCCUCUGUAUCGGUAAACACAGGAUUGAUAUGACCCUUGGCAACAGCACUGUGCGUCCCUGACACACGGAUACAGUGCAGGGAGGCAGCGGGAGAGGGAAGGGAGGGACAGCAGCAGAAGAGAGAGAGAGAUGAGAGAGGGCUGUGUGUCAUAGCGGAUAAUUGGUUUGUCUUUAAGUGACACUCGCUGUGUCUCAAAUGGCACCCUAUGUGUGUGUGUUUGCCAGCUUGACAGCAUGGUCUGACAGUCCUCUGAGCGCCUAAAGACAAAAACCCUUCAAAUGUUUGUCCUCCAGAACAUUUCUUCCUUCUUCAUCUCUCUUUUUUUUAUCCCUCUAUUUCUACAUGCGUGUUGUUCAAAACACACCCAGGAUUUAUAUUUUAAACUUAUGUUUCCAUUGAGUUGUUUUGAUCACAUUUUCACAUUUCUGUAAAGGUUAGUUAUGUAGGGAUUUUUGUUUUGUGGUAUUACCGAAGGGCUGUGUUUAUUCCUAAUUUGCAAAGGUCAGCUAUGUAACUGGUAUGUGAUGGAGAUUCUACAGUAUGUGUCGCGGUUARAUGUGUGUGAGAACACGGUUAUUCAUGUAACCACCUAUCAGAGGAGAGGUUAGUUCUGUUUGCUCUGAUUCCAUCUGUCUGAGCUGGGGGGGGGGAGCUCACACACUCAUACGCGCAUACACACACAUGCGCGCACACACACCAACUGUAGACUGCCUCGUGCAAUUACAAAGUCAUGUGCAAUUGUCUAGGGGAGCUCACACGCAAUUCCAAAGUGGGUCAUAAUACAUCCUAUUCAGAACCGAACCUUAGAUUAAGAAUAACAUCUUGGCAUUUAGUAAUUGACAAGGACGUGAUAGUGGUCACAUGCUCUUGUUGACAUUUCUUUCAGAGUACUACUAUUCCCGUAAUUCCACCCUAUCAGUGGGCAGCAGGAACUCUAGAAUAGGAACCAAACAUGGGCAAUUGGGCAUUGAAAGCAUUGAGCCUCCCGUGGUUUAAACAACAACAGGCACGGUUUGAAGCCCAACAUCCUUCCGCAGACUUUGCCUUUGCUUCAUGUUUUAACUCUGUCCUGUGUGAUGUUUUUUCAGGCUAUUGCCAGAUUCUGUGUGUGUCCUAAAUGGCUCCCUAUUGACCAGGGCCCAUAUGGCUUUGGUCAAAAGUAGUGCACUAUACAGUAUAGUGAAUAGGGUGCCAUUGGGAAUGAACAAAAUGUCUCUCUCUUUGUGGGCAUAUGUCUGAUUACCAUAAUCUUCAUCGGCUCACAUAUUAGCCACAACGAGAACCAAACGAGCUUUACACCUUCUUAAAUGAGACAUACGAGAUUUGUUUUAUAUAUUUAUCUUUAGCGACACUUCACAAACUGAAUAAUUAUUACUGUUUCUUCUCUCUUGUAUCUUGCACUUAACACAUGUAGCAAUACCWAUAGGAUGGGGAAAACAGACGUGUGAUUCACCAGUAUUUGUGAAGUAUUUCAUUUUAUUACUGGUUUAUUGUUCCAUUUUGUACAAAAUACAUGCUGUACAGAUAUAACAAAUUAAAACGACAACAAAAGUCUUUUAGAUAAACUUAAUUUAUUUUUACUGUUUUUGUAAUUUAGACACUAUACUGUAGCUUCUUUUUGGCCAGAAUUACUGAAAGUGCCUCUUGGUAUAAUGUAUUACAAAGUAAAUAUACAGUAUAUUGAGAUAAUUAGAAAUUGUCACUAGCUGAACAAUGUGGAUGUUGUAAUGUGAARACUGAAUAACAUGAGUUAAAUGCUGUGGUAA